AGGCCAUUUUGAUUGUUGUGGUGAAUGCCCGACAUUAAAAUCUGUAAGACAAGAGAUAGGAAAAAAAGAUUAUUCCAGUCAAAAGUACAUUGGAGUUGUCUUUUUUAAUUAAACUGUGUAUACUUGAUUUAAUGGUUUGGUGUGAAAUGUCGUAAGCAUUGGUUGAUUGCUACUGUUGAAAUUUUUUAGAUUAAUACCCGGCGUAGAACAUUAAGCUAGCGUUAGCUAGCACAAAAAAACACAAGAAAUAAGUUAUUAAAAACUAAGAACUUAAUAGGUAAUAGAAAAUGGGUUGUACGAUAAGUCAGGUUGAUAAAGAGGCUGUCGAGAGGAGUAGAAUGAUUGAUAAAAACUUAAAAGCUGAUGGGGAACGAUCUGCUAGAGAAGUAAAGUUAUUGUUGUUAGGAGCUGGAGAAUCUGGGAAGAGUACAAUUGUAAAACAAAUGAAAAUUAUUCAUGAGAGUGGUUACUCUGAAGAUGAAUGUGUGCAGUAUAAACCGGUUGUUUAUAGCAACACAAUCCAGUCUAUGUUAGCAAUAAUUCGGGCAUUGGGUACAUUGAAUAUUGAAUUUGGAAAUCCCGAAAGGCAGGACGAUGCAAGACAACUGUUCUCUCUUGCGGGGAGUGUUGAAGAUGGUAGCUUUACGCCUGAAUUGAUUUCAAUAAUGAAGCGGCUGUGGCAGGAUGAAGGAGUCCAUCAAUGUUUUCAGCGUGCACGAGAAUUCCAACUAAAUGACUCCGCAGGAUAUUACCUAGCUGCGUUGGACAGGAUUGGUGCACCAGCGUAUGUUCCCACACAGCAGGAUGUUUUAAGGACGAGAGUGAAAACUACUGGCAUUGUAGAAACUCAUUUUGUCUUCAAAGAUUUACAUUUCAAAAUGUUUGAUGUCGGCGGUCAACGUUCUGAACGAAAGAAGUGGAUCCAUUGUUUUGAAGGUGUCACUGCUAUCAUCUUCUGCGUUGCUUUAAGUGCGUAUGAUUUAGUUCUCGCAGAAGACGAGGAAACGAAUCGUAUGCACGAAAGUAUGAAACUGUUCGAUUCUAUCUGUAAUAACAAAUGGUUUAUGGAUACAUCUAUUAUACUGUUUUUAAACAAAAAAGAUUUGUUUGCAGACAAAAUUAAAAAAUCACCUCUAACGACAUGUUUUCCUGAGUACAUGGGCGCGAACACGUAUGAUGAAGCCGGUACUUACAUCCAGUUACAAUUCGAAAAUCUGAACAGUCGAAAAGGAGAGAAAGAAAUUUAUACUCAUUUUACAUGUGCCACCGACACCAAUAACAUUCAGUUCGUAUUCGAUGCAGUCACUGACGUCAUCAUCAAAAACAACCUCAAAGACUGCGGUUUAUUUUAAAAAAAAAAUCAAAUUGGAAAUAUAUUAUAGAAAUGAUGGAGUUAUUUCUUUUAAUGUGACUUUUAAAAAAUUUGCAUCGUAACCCUGGUUUGGAAGCGAGAAGAAAUCAUAAUUCUAAUUUAAACAAUGAACAGACAAACCUAAUGUUUUUGACUUGUGAUACGUGGAUGAUUCCAAGUUGAACACACUUAGAUUCGAACAUGCUCACAUUCGAACAUGUUUAAAUUCGAGAUUACAGAUCGUGGAUUGAAUGAGUGGAGAUAAUUUCUUUUAACAAAUACGAGGAGAGAGAACAGAGGACUUUCCAAAGCAGUUCUUUUUUUUAGUUUCAAAUAUAUUAGGAGCAAUACAUAUUUAUGAUAACUACGUUUUAAAUGUCAGAUAUUCAGACUUUUUGACUGUCCUUGCGAACGAUUUCUUUUUCUAGUUGUGAACGAUGUCUUGUGUUCUUCCUAUGUCUUAUGAGUUAAUAAGAAGUCUGUGUGGCAAUCUAAUAAAACAAAUUUAAAAAGGAAUUCUUUAGUUAAAAACGCGCGUGUGGAAAGAUUUAUGUCAAUAUUGUACAGCAAGUAAAUUUAUCUAGAUAAUUUGAAGAUACAGUUUCGCUCUAAUAAAA
Molecule: messenger RNA, 1968 nt
Organism: Hydractinia symbiolongicarpus
Lineage: Eukaryota; Metazoa; Cnidaria; Hydrozoa; Anthoathecata; Hydractiniidae
Product: guanine nucleotide-binding protein G(i) subunit alpha-like
Exons: 8
Coding region: 288-1352 (354 amino acids)
Biological process (GO): adenylate cyclase-modulating G protein-coupled receptor signaling pathway
Cellular component (GO): heterotrimeric G-protein complex
Molecular function (GO): G-protein beta/gamma-subunit complex binding; G protein-coupled receptor binding; GTP binding
Source: RefSeq, a predicted model, not a curated record